Hordeum vulgare subsp. vulgare (domesticated barley) is the source of this 2370-nucleotide messenger RNA. Its product is annotated as SUN domain-containing protein 4. The record is from RefSeq and is a predicted model, not a curated record. Gene Ontology annotation, cellular component: cytoplasm; membrane. Gene Ontology annotation, biological process: protein folding in endoplasmic reticulum. The coding region runs from base 16 to 2286 and encodes 756 amino acids. The transcript is spliced from 4 exons. Lineage: Eukaryota; Viridiplantae; Streptophyta; Magnoliopsida; Poales; Poaceae.
ACAUGUCGACUCGGCAUGAAUCCCCGUGCGAAUGAACUGUGGAAGCCCACGGCAAGAUCUGGCGAUACAAAAACCCAGGGACGCCUCCCUGGCCUCCACCUCCUCCUCCUCCUCCACCUGCCUUCCCCCCGAUGGAGCUUCGGCCGUUUCAGAAGGCAGCCCCCACCCGCCCCCGCAGCUCGACCCACCGCCGCGCCGAUUCGCGGCCGCGGUUCUGAGCGCGCGCGACCCUCCCCCUGCCCGGAUUCCGCUCGGGCCUGUCGCCGCGCCGGGCCCAACCCGCGGGCGCUGCUGGUGCCGCGGUUCGCAGAUGCGAGGCGGGGAGAAAUGCAGAAGUCGCGGAGAGACCUCAUGAAGAGGAGGGCGGCGGCCAAGGCGAACGAGCAGGGCGCGGGCGCGGCCGCCGGGAUGAGGCGGCGGCGGCUCUACGGCUUCUCCGCCUCCCUCGUCGUCGCGUCCUGGGUCGCGCUCCUCAUCCUCAACUCGCUCGUCGGCCACGGCGACGGUCAACGCGAUGGUGGAGACCCGAUUGUUGCCGUUCCUAUUGCUGGGCCUGGGCCGACAGUGAAUGAAGCUUCUGUUAGUCCUGAUGUUGUACACCAGGAGCAUGAGGAGAAUUUGGCGGUGUCUGGUGAUACAUGUGUUAAACUUGAUGAAAGUGUCUUGCUUUCAGAAGAGACAGUUCUGCAGGAAGAUGUGUGUUCCAAGGAUGAUACCCAAAGUGAUGGCAUUGAAGCUCUAAUAGAGGAUGAUCAAAUCGAGCUGUCUGAAGGUCAGGGCAAGGAACAAGCUCCAUCCAUGGAUGGUCAAACUCACCUGUCAGAAGGUCGGGUUGAGGAAGAAGCUCUGGCCAAGGAUGAUCAAAUCGAGCAGUCAGAAGGUCAGGGUGAGAGUCCUCAUCUGACAAACAUCGAUUCUGUAGCUCAUCCAGCCGAGAAGGUGGAUGCUGAAGAUGUUCCCAAACCAGCAAGAUUGGCGCGGGCUGUUCCUCCUGGUCUUGAUGAAUUCAAGACGAGAGCAAUUGCUGAAAGGGGAAAGGAUGCCUCUAGUCAAACUGGCCAUGUAAUCCACCGAAGGGAACCUAGUGGUCAGUUGUACAAUUAUGCUUCGGCUGCUAAAGGGGCAAAGGUUCUGGAUUUUAACAAGGAGGCCAAAGGCGCUUCCAACAUUCUGGACAAAGACAAGGAUAAGUAUCUCCGUAAUCCUUGCUCUGCAGAGGGAAAAUAUGUCAUCAUAGAGCUUUCUGAAGAAACCUUGGUAGAUACCAUUGCAAUUGCAAAUUUUGAGCAUUACUCUUCCAAUUUAAAAGAAUUUGAAAUGCUGAGCAGUCUUAUUUAUCCCACAGAAAACUGGGAAACACUUGGGAGAUUCACUGUCGCAAAUGCGAAGCAUGCUCAGAGUUUCACGUUUCCUGAGCCAAAGUGGGCGAGGUAUUUGAAGUUCAAUUUGCUAAGCCAUUAUGGUUCUGCAAGCUAUUGUACACUGAGUAUGCUUGAGGUGUACGGAAUGGAUGCUGUGGAAAAGAUGCUUGAGAACUUGAUUCCGGUUGAAAAUAAAAAUGUUGAAUCUGAUGACAACAAAUUGAAGGAGCCAGUUGAGCAACCACCUUUGAAGGAGCCAAAUGGUGGAAAAGACUCCUCACAGGAACCCCUUGAUGAAGAUGAAUUUGAGCUAGAAGAUGAUAAGCCAAAUGGAGCUUCCUCGAGGAAUGGUGUUCAUGAUCAGAUUGUAGAGACAAGGACACUUCAGGCUGGCAGAAUUCCUGGAGAUACAGUUCUUAAGAUACUGAUGCAGAAAGUCCAAUCUCUUGAUGUGAGCUUUUCUGUAUUGGAGCGGUACCUAGAGGAACUCAACAGCAGAUAUGGACAAAUCUUUAAGGAUUUUGAUUCUGAUAUUGAUAACAAAGAUGCACUCUUGGAGAAGAUAAAAUUGGAGUUGAAGGAGCUUCAGAGCAGCAAAAAUGACUUUGCGAGAGAUAUUGAAAGUAUCCUUUCAUGGAAGUCAGUUGCCUCCUCGCAGUUAGACCAACUUGUCCUGGAUAAUGUCAUACUCAGAUCUGAGUAUGAGCGAUUUCGGGAUAAGCAGGUUGACUUGGAGAAUAGGAGCUUUGUUGUGAUAUUCCUGUGUUUUAUUUUUGGAUGCCUAGCCAUAGCUAAAUUGUCCAUAGGUAUGAUAUUCAAUAUUUGUAGAUUAUAUGAUUUCGAAAAGUUGGAUAGGGUAAAAUCCGGAUGGCUUGUGCUGCUGCUGAGCAGCUGCAUUGUGGCCUCCAUUUUGGUGAUACAGUGAUGUAUGUACUCAUCUCCAUAUAAUCGCGGCUGCAUAUUGUAAUUCCAUGAGGUUUAUAUAAUUCAAAAAAGAUUACAUCUCUGA